UUCUAAGGGUGAAAUUGUAACCUUUGCGCUCUACUCUUUUUCUGCCCUCUCUCUCUGUAGGAAACUAUGAUUUUGUUCAUUUUCCCUCCCUGAAAAUCUCGAUGAAAUCGAAGUAAAAUCUGCUAAAAAUCCCAACUUUCUCAUGCUAAUCUCUUCAGUAAGGAAAACCCACAAGAAUCCCUAUCGUAAAAUCUGAAAUUUAUGCAUAUAAAUGGCACAAAGAACCUUAAACCACCAUCGUCAAACACUGGAAUCCUUCACUUACCAACUCCAUACUUGGAAACCAUUUCAAUUCCAAACCCUAACGAAACCCUUUACAGAUUCACACAAAAGACCAUGUUUAUCAGAUCGAACAACAACAGCAACAACAACAACAAUUGACACUCUAGACAUGUCAAAAUUGAGUUUAAUCGAAGAUGAAAAAAGACCAAAGAAAAAAGAGAAAUUUCAAUGGUUCGCUUCUGCUAAGAAAAGAAGAAGACACGGGUCAAGAUCAGUAUCAGGAAGAAGUACUAGUGAUAGGAGUGGUACUAGAAGGUGUUGUUCAGUUGGAGCAUCAGCAGCUCAUGCGACUUGUUCUGAUUUUGUGGUUGCUGCAACGAAUACUGAUUCCAGUGGUGAAUUGUUCGUUAAUGCAGGAGGUGGUGGCGGAGGUGAAGGGAAUUGGUCUUCCUCUGAUGUUAGUGAAGUAAAGAAUAGUAGAAAGGAUAAGAAAGAUUGUGGGGGUGGAGGUGGUGGUGCUUGUGACAAGGGGGAGAGUUUGAGUUCUGGUGGGGUUUGGCAAAUUGGAGGUUUUGAUAAUCAAGGGAAUGAAAGUGGGUAUGGUAGUGAACCUGGGUAUCGGGGUGAUGCUGAAUUUGGAUACGGUGAUGAAUUUGAUGAAGAGGAAGAUGAUGGUAGAGUUUUGUUUUGGGGUGAAAGGUCUAGAGAUACAGAUUGCAACAUGGAACUGGUUGAAGAGAACACAUUUUUGGAUCAAAAAUCUCAUUACAGAUGCAGACGUAAGAAGCAUGACUGGAGAAUGGCAGUUGAUCCACCACGGUAACGGACAACCUUGUUUCCCUAAUUAAUCAACAUUCACCCAUGUCAUUCGUUUGCCACAUCCUCUUCGGCGAAGUAAAACUAUGUUCAGUAUAUUAUUGUAUCACAAAUAAUAUUAUUUGUCGUUCGUUCUUAAAUUAAUAGUAAAAACAACUUUAUUUGGUUGAAUACUCAUUUUUCAUGUUUCAGAGUUAAAUGGAGAUCUUUUAGUGAAAA
Messenger RNA from Papaver somniferum (opium poppy), 1257 nucleotides. RefSeq lists its product as uncharacterized. The transcript is spliced from 2 exons. The record is from RefSeq and is a predicted model, not a curated record. Bases 212 to 1045 code for a protein of 277 amino acids. NCBI's taxonomy places the organism in Eukaryota, Viridiplantae, Streptophyta, Magnoliopsida, Ranunculales, Papaveraceae.